AUGUCGUUCCAUUUGUUUGGUCUCCUGCUAGUCGUUGGUUUCUGUUUUUUUGUUCAAGUUCAGAAUGCUGUGUCGACUGUGGACUAUGGAGCUGCUCUAACUAAAUCUUUGUUGUUCUAUGAGGCACAAAGAUCAGGGAAACUGCCCCCUAACCAGCGCAUCCGAUGGCGGGGAGAUUCUGCGCUUAGUGACGGCAAAUCUGCCAGGAUUGAUCUGGUGGGAGGAUACUACGACGCGGGAGACAACGUGAAAUUCGGGUUCCCGAUGGCCUUUACGGUGACAAUGCUGGCAUGGAGCGUGGUAGAAUUCGAGCCGCAACUCCAGGCCCGAAAUGAGUUAUCUAACGCUCUAAGAUCCAUCAAAUGGGGAACGGACUAUCUGAUCAAGGCACACCCGGAGCCCAACGUGCUGUAUGGAGAAGUCGGAGAUGGCGGGUCGGAUCACGCGUGUUGGCAGAGACCCGAGGACAUGACAACGCCCAGGACUGUUUACAGGAUCGACGAGCAACAUCCCGGCGCCGACCUCGCAGGUGAAACCGCCGCCGCUUUUGCCGCCGCCUCCAUUGCUUUCAGGAAAUCUAACCCCAGUUAUUCGUCUGAGCUUCUCAAACAUGCUAAACAGUUAUUUGAAUUUGCAAGAAAACACACUGGUCAAUACCAGAAUAGCAUUUCAGUUGCUGGACAAUUCUAUUCAAGCAGUGGCUAUGAGGACGAAAUUUUGUGGGCUGGGGCGUGGCUAGAACGGGCAACCAACGACAAAACGUACUUGGAAUUCAUCGAGGGAUCUUCCAAUUCAGGUGGCACCCGAAGAAUGUUUUCAUGGGACGACAAAUAUGUUGGCGCCCAACUCCUUAUUGCCAAGGGUAUUUUAGAAGGGAAGUUGUCGGGAGAGGGGAAGUUGGGUGAGUACAAGAACAACGCGGAGCAGUACAUCUGCAACUGCAUACAGAAAGGAAACAGCAACGUGCCGAGGACCAACGGCGGACUCCUUUGGUUUCUGGAAUGGGAUAAUCUUCAGUACGUCACCAGCUCCUCCUUCAUCAUCACCGCCUACGCACGUAUUCUCGCCGGCACGAGGACAAAGACUCUCCGCUGCGCUGCCGGCGAUGUUGGACCUCACGAUUUAAUGGCUUUUGCCAGAUCUCAGGUGGAUUACAUACUGGGUUCAAACCCGAAAAUGAGCUACAUGGUGGGGUUCGGGUCGAACUAUCCGAAACAGGUGCACCACAGAGGAGCAUCAAUAGUGUCGAUAAAGAAGGAUUCGAGGCCGGUGAGCUGCCAAGAGGGGUUCAAUGAGUGGUUCCAUAAGAACGCGGAGAACCCGAAUGUGCUGGAAGGGGCGGUAGUGGGGGGUCCGGAUCAGAGAGACGAGUACAGGGAUGCGAGGGAUAAUUACCAGCAAGCAGAGCCUGCCACUGCUAAUAAUGCACCUCUUGUUGGGGUAUUGGCAAGUCUUGCUGCAGCUUGA
Messenger RNA from Sesamum indicum (sesame), 1467 nucleotides. RefSeq names its product endoglucanase 14-like. NCBI's taxonomy places the organism in Eukaryota, Viridiplantae, Streptophyta, Magnoliopsida, Lamiales, Pedaliaceae. Gene Ontology annotation, biological process: carbohydrate metabolic process. Gene Ontology annotation, molecular function: hydrolase activity, hydrolyzing O-glycosyl compounds. The record is from RefSeq and is a predicted model, not a curated record.